UACUUCGGACUGUGCCUCUGUCACUAAGAUGCUAUUUUGGGGACUUGUGUUGGUCAGAUAAAGAAGCAAAGGCAUCCUCGCAAAGCCGAAGGAGAGUGUCGAGUGAAUGGAGCAGUGAUACAAAAGACAGAGAAAGAGUGCAGAACUGCAUUGAACAGGCUUGUUGAAAAGUCAGAUUUAACUGCUGCUUUAAUGGAUAGAGACGCCUUGAACCAGGAGACACCGGAGUCUUCAGAUGGGACCAGGCAGACUGACCCAAGUGACACCAAGCAGACAGAUGAAAGGCAGCUUGUUUACAGCAACAAUCCAGAAGGCGGGACUCCAGAGGCUUGCGUGGAGAAAGGUCAUGAACGAAAGGCUGAGGUUGGGGAGGAUCCACCAACACAAAUGAGGAGUGAAGAGGCUGUGGACACACACACACACCGGACAACGGCUUCAAAGUUAGAUGAAUGUGACACAAAAGGGGAUGGACAAGACCAAAAGGAUCCUGAAGAGAAAGAGAAGGGGGAAGAUAGGGAGGAGCUCAAAAAUACAGCUCUAGGGGUGGGGAAGGGUGAGAGAAAAGACAUAGUUAAAGAAAAGGUAAGUGAAGACAAAUGUGUUGUUAAAAACGCAGAAAAGGGGGAGGAGGAGAAAAAAAUGGUUAAAAGGGAUCCAACAAAAGAUAAAGAAGGGGUAAAAGAGGAAGAAAAACAAGGGAAGGCCAAAAGAAACGCAAGACAAACACCUCACGCUCCAUCCCGUCCCAGGCCCUCGGUUCGCUCUGGCCGGCCAUCGAAAAAGAGCGACAUCAUUGCCAAGUUCCAAGAGGGUGCACCAGAAACGCCAAUCCCGCGCAACUUAAAAAUUCAAAUGUCAUCCACCGCGUCGGCCACGGGAUCUUCCAUCAAGCAGAGGAUGCUGCAGUGGUGCCGCAGCAAAACGCAGCACUAUCCGGGUGUCAACAUAGAAAACUUCUCCUCCUCUUGGUGUGAUGGGAUGGCUUUCUGUGCAUUGAUCCAUCGCUUCUUCCCCGAGGCUUUUGACUACAGUGCCUUGAAACCCACUGAAAGGGAAAAGAACUUCACACUGGCAUUCCAGACUGCAGAGUCACUGGCCGACUGCUGGCCACUGCUGGAAGUGUCUGACAUGCUCAUGAUGGGCGACAAUCCGGACCCCAUGUGUGUGUUCACUUAUGUUCAGUCCUUGUGUCACAGCCUCUCCAAACUUGAGAAAGAGAAGAAAGAGAAAGAGGAGAAGGCCAAAGAGGGCAAUAAGAAGGAUGACAAUAGAGAGGAUGCCGCCAAAGAGCUGGCAGCGGAUAAGGAUGAGGCCGAACAUUCUCAGAAACGGGCACCGAUGAGUGGCCAGGACGAGAAAGGUUGUGGUGACUCCGAAGCAACUGGAGAGGAAGAAGAGACAUCAAACAGCUGUGAAACACAGGGAGAUGGAAGAGUUUUUGUGGGGGCAGAGUCCUAGAAAGGAAACGACCCCCGUUUUGUGGGGCCACUGAAUUGAGAAUGUCUUAGUUUGUUGGUGGUUUUGACACGGUCUUAUGUAAGCUACUGUAUGUCGUGUUUAUUUUUGUAUAAGCUGCGUUUGUUUUUGUGCACAUAAAGUAGACAACUUUUGUUUUUAUUGGUUGUAUAUACAGAGAAAGUAGCAAUUAAUACUUUUAAUUUAAAGAGACAUUUAAGAGUUGUAGAAUGGAAAAACAAUGGAGUGCUGGACAUAAAGAAUGAUUCUAAUCACAGCUAUUUGAUCAAUUAAAUAUUAAAGACACGAACGGUUUGUAGAGUGG
Syngnathoides biaculeatus (alligator pipefish) is the source of this 1780-nucleotide messenger RNA. RefSeq names its product smoothelin-like 1 (gene smtnl1). NCBI's taxonomy places the organism in Eukaryota, Metazoa, Chordata, Actinopteri, Syngnathiformes, Syngnathidae. The record is from RefSeq and is a predicted model, not a curated record. Gene Ontology annotation, biological process: actin cytoskeleton organization. The transcript is spliced from 5 exons. Gene Ontology annotation, cellular component: filamentous actin; microtubule organizing center. The coding region runs from base 193 to 1458 and encodes 421 amino acids. Gene Ontology annotation, molecular function: protein binding.